GAAAGUUGGAGCAAUUUAUGGAAUUUCCAUUUCUCUCCCGGCCAUGGUCUUCAAACCGAAGCAGUGAUAAGAUAAGCCCCAAAAUCAACUCUGUCCUCUCUUCUUCUUCCCCAAACCUCUCAGAUUCCGCCAUGGAAGCUUCUCUUCUAAGCUUUACCUCCUUCACGCCCCCUUCUUCUUCUUCUUCUCAAAUUCUAACCCUAAACAGACCCACAAACCCAUUUUCCUUCUCUCCCCCUCGCCAUUCCACCAAUCAAACCCGCCAUUAUCGCGGUCUCAUGGUCGCCGCCGCCAUUUCCCGCACUAAGAAAGAAGAAACCGUUGAAACAGUCAAACAACAGCUCGAAGACUGCUAUCUAUUGGCUGGAAUCAAGUACAAAGGCUUCACCGUCAAGCAAUUUCAAGAACUCCGUCGAUCUCUUCCCGAAACCUCAAAGCUCAUUGUCGCUAAAAACACGCUCGUUCUUAAAGCGAUUGAAGGGACCUCUUGGGAAGCUCUAAAGCCCUGUAUGAAGGGCAUGAAUGUAUGGUUAUUUGUCCACUCCGAGGAAAUUCCGGCUGCAAUUAAGCCUUAUAGGGAUUUCCAGAAGGAGAAGAAGCUCGAGGAUAAUGAUUUCACUGGAGCGGUUUUCGAGGGGAAAUAUUACGGGCCGGAUGAAUUCAAGGCGUUAGAGACAAUGCCGUCGAGAGCGGAGGUUUAUGCCAAAAUGUUGGGUCUGUUGCAGGCUCCGGCGUCCAGCUUGGUCGGAACGAUACAGGCUCCGGCGAGGGAAUUGUUGAUGGUUUUGAAAGCCUAUGUGCAGAAAUUGGAGGAGCAAGGCGGCGGCAGUGGCGGCGGGCAGUAAUGUACAUAGAAGAAGAGCUUCCAUUGUUAGCUGUUUUCAACAUAGGGAAAAGAUUUUAAGAGUUUAUGAUUGAGAUGCCGAGACACCGUUGAGUAACAAUUUGGUUUUUGAAAAUUGUGUUCAUUUUCUCCAAGUUCUUUACAUAGUUUACACCUCUACUAGGAAAAUAAACAUUUGAAAUCAUAGUCAAAAUUCUAAGAAAACAGCAAGUUUCUAAAAACUUGUUUUUCCUUUUAUGGAAAUAGUAGAAUUUUAUUGAUGA
This is a messenger RNA of Benincasa hispida (wax gourd), 1107 nucleotides long. RefSeq names its product Ribosomal protein L10 family protein. The record is from RefSeq and is a predicted model, not a curated record. Lineage: Eukaryota; Viridiplantae; Streptophyta; Magnoliopsida; Cucurbitales; Cucurbitaceae.